Molecule: messenger RNA, 6542 nt
Organism: Asparagus officinalis (garden asparagus)
Lineage: Eukaryota; Viridiplantae; Streptophyta; Magnoliopsida; Asparagales; Asparagaceae
Exons: 14
Coding region: 264-5339 (1691 amino acids)
Molecular function (GO): zinc ion binding
Source: RefSeq, a predicted model, not a curated record
AAUAAAGAGAAGGAAAACCCCCCUUUUUUUUUGUCUCCUCCGAAGAGACGAACUCGUUAAUUUUCUAUUCGUUGAUAUUAUCAAAAAUAAUUGCGGGAAAGUUUGAAGAUCAUCGGAUCUGAGGGAAGUUAUUCGUCUACUGGCGGUCUAAUUCCGGCGAUCGCGGGAUCGAUUAGAAUUUACGGCGAUCGGAAGGGAAUUCUAGGGUUUUGGGGAUGGAAUUUGGUGAGAUUUUAGGAGAUUGGCGUAGGAUUUGAAGGCGGAUGUUGUCGUUGAGGAGUAGGGAUGAAGGGAGGAGGGGGAUGGGGUUAGGGUUUCAAUCGAUGGAGGAGAACGAGCUUGAAGAAGGAGAGGCCUUCCUCAGACGCGAGGACGAUGCUUACGUCGAUCCUGAAGUCGCAUUCUCUUAUAUCGAUGAAAAACUCCAAGACGUAUUAGGGCACUUUCAAAAAGACUUUGAAGGUGGAGUCUCUGCCGAGAACUUGGGAGCAAGGUUUGGAGGAUAUGGUUCCUUCUUGCCUACCCACCAGCGUUCUCCUUCGAUUCUCUCUCAACCCAAGAGUCCACUGGCAACCCCAGAUCAUACUCUCUUCAAAUCUCCCUACAAUUCAUCAGUUGAGUGUGAACGACAAAACCCUUCAGUUUCAAGGGGUACAACAAUCUCCAGAAAUAACAAUGCCUCAGUUAUACAACCUGGUAACUUAAACAGAAAGGAGAACAGCAUCAGUUCAGUUCCUGCUGGCAGUUGUUUUCCUCUUCUUGAUUCCAAUGUUAGACCAGUUAAUGUCAGCAAUACAAAGUCACUGAAGGUUCGCAUUAAAGUUGGACCUGAUAACACUUUGGCAAGAAAUAAUGCAGCUAUUUAUAGUGGUCUUGGCCUUGAUACUUCUCCUUCAUCUCCUGAAGACAGCGCUGGUUCUAGUCUACGGCUUUCUUCAACAUUUCAAGAUGCCUCUGGUGAAUCUCCUUUGUCCAUUCUCCAGGAUAUGACAUGCUUUUCAGUUCCUGGUGGUCAUUUACUGUCACCUCUUCAGGAGAAUUUAUUCCAGCUGACAGAAAAUGAAAGCAAUUUCCGUAGAAAAUAUGGGAUUAUCGAUUAUGGGGAACCAGAUAUGUGUGCUUCUCCAAUUAAGACCUGGUCUAUGAGAGCUAUGAAAGGCUGCUAUGACAAGAAAAUAAAAUCAGAUGAGAAGAAUAGUGAGUCAAUAGAAGAAGAAUGCUUGAGCUGCAGAGAGAAUACAGUCAAAAUCUUGAAGAAAGAAAAGGACAUUGACACCCUGGCAAGUAAAAGCGGUGUUUUGACCACCGUAAAUAUGUCAACUAAGACCUGUUCAAGGACGCUUGAUCCAAGAUCUGAACAACAGAUAACUGGUGACUCAACAAAAGUUUCUAAAAAGGCAGUGGGCGUUUCUGAAGAGCUAAAUAAGCCUUCUGCCCAGGAUGAACUUCCCUUACCUUCUCAAGCCAGAGACGAUCAGACUAUACCCAUGGAAAAUGUGAAAAUUGGUGGUGUCACUAAUUUGGUAAAUGGAACCAUACAUUCCAAGAGGAAACUGAACUCCAAAACAAGUUCACUGGAGAAGGGUUUUAAAGAAAAAACUCUAAGUAAUCAUAAAAAUAUUUCAUCUGAGACCCGGAGAGAGCGAAAAGACAAGAAUAAGAAAAGUUAUGAUAUAAGCAAAUCAAACAAUGACAAAUAUAAUGGUAGGAGUGAUCAUGUUGCUGGUCAUUCUGAGCUUAUGAGGCAGAUGCCUGCUCAGAAAGUUACUUCACAUGAAAAGAUGCUUCAAGUAAACAAUCAAAUGCAUGAAGGUAAUAAAAGUCAAAAAGGGAAUCAUACUAAUUAUCCACCACUGCUCGAAUCAAUUCAAACUCCAAGAAACCUAAGGGCUUCCUGCUCUGUGGUACCAAACGAAAAUAAGAAAACCUCUCGUGGAAGAGUUCACUGUUCUGAAAAUAAGUCUAACAUGUUGAAAUCCCAUAAAGAAACUAACAAUGCACAUUCUAGAGAAUCUCAGAGAGAUGUUGUUGGGAAUGUAAAGGCACAAAAGGGGGAGAACACGGCUGAUUCAUUGGAGCCCUUUACAGUCACUGAAAACUCAGUGGAGAGGUCAGGCGUCCAGCAAGAAGUUAAUCUUCAAGCCAAGCUGAUGGAAAACCCUCCGUUUACUUCCUCGAUGUUCACUGUGCCGACUUCGGAUGUGGCUGUUGCAUUGGAGGCCCCUCCUAGUGUGCUCAUAAACUGGGUUUGCUGCGAUCUAUGUGAGAAGUGGCGCCUAUUGCCCUUCGAUGCAGAUCCUAAUAACCUUCCAGGGCAAUGGGAAUGUAGCAUGCAACUUUGGCUGCCUGGACUGAACAACUGUGAUAUCAGUGAAGAGGUUACAACAAAAGCAUUUAAUACACAAUACCUGGUUCCAGCUUCCGAAAUCGGUGCUAACUUAAAUGGCCAUCAUAAUAUUGCUGCAUCAAGCAUUACGUCUGCUGACGCACAGCUUUCUGACCGAAGACUUGAUCAUGAUUUGCAGAGCGUGGCUACUAUAGGGAAGAAAAAGAGUGGACCAGUAGGUGUAUCAAAUGUUCCUGAAAAUUCAGUGUCAAAGAAGAACCUUCAGGCCUCUGUCAAGAAUAGAAGUUCAACCGGAGGGAAUCAGUCUACUCUGGUUGCAAACUCUUCAAUGAAAGCUGUUCUUGGGCUCACAAGCAAGUCAGUGGACUUCAAUAUGGAAAAGCACAACCACAAACAGAAGGAGAAGCAUGAAAUUUCAGAAGGCAAUUCAGAUGGAGGAGAUUUUGCUGGAAAAAGUGGCAGACAUUCAAAGUCAAAGAACAAAAGAGAAGUCACUCAAGAUGGAUUUAGAACAGCUAAGAAAAUUAAGAAAGCAAAUUCUGAUUAUCUUGUUGAAGAUCGGCUCUCUGAUCCAUAUGAGACUGGCAAGGCAGCUCCUUACGUGGAUGACGGUUUGGCUGCUAAAUUAACGGGAAAGAUUCUGCAGCAUAACUUUGACCACUCUUCUUCCAGGGACUCCAAGUCUGGACUAAGACACAAUAUGUCAGCAUCUAACAAUAAGCCAAAAGGUCCUGUUCUUCUCUAUUCAGAUGGGAUCUACAAAGAUAAUUUGAGGGCUGCAGAUGUAGAAACGUCUGGUAUACUUGACUAUGCUUCUAAGAAAAGGAAAGUGAAAGAAUGGCAGGAGAGUCAGGUCCACCAGGAGACUAUGGUUAGCCCUCAUCAUGCAUCAGACAGUGGACUUAUUGCCAUUGAAGCAUUCAAUGAAAAUCAGUUGAUGAAACAAAAGAAGGCUAAGGCAUUCAGCUCUGAGGGCAAGGAGUCCAUUGUGAGUAAUGGAGAUGAAAAAGCCGACAAGAGAGCUUGGUCCACAAGAAAUUUGUUGUCUGUCAGUAGAGAGAAGCAGUCUGAUGGGAUGGCUGAGGAGGGAAGACUAGGAAGGAAGAAGCAACUGGAGUAUCAAGAAACUGCAGUUUCUCGACAGGCUUUGGAUGGCAAUGACCCUUUGGAAAGGGAUACAAAUUAUGCACAGUUGCCUACAGCUGCUACUUCAAGUUCUUCAAAGGUAUCUGGUUCCCGCAAAAGUAAAGUUAACGUGCGGGAAAUAAGGAGUUCUCCUGUGGAGUCGGUUUCUUCAUCUCCAGUGAGGACCUCUACUACUGAGAAAGUCGCUAUCCGAAGGAACUCGGCAGUGAAGGAGUGCAUUCAGAAAAAAGAUGCACGAGUUGAUAUCUCACCUGCUGGCGUUGAAGAGGUGAAUGUUGUAGGUGAUGCUGAGAAUAUACUGGAUCGUGAUGUCAAAUAUCUCUUCGACAGGCAAAAAGAAAUCGUCAUAGAUGGUGGAGAGAAUCUGUAUUAUCCUCGUCUUUCAAAAGAAACUAGGCAAUGGAAGUCACGUAAGAACUCUUCUUGCUUCAAGGAGAGAGACAGAAGUUCAAAUCCUGAUGCCAACAGAGGCAAGCUGAAAGACUCGGAGACUGUCAAUGACAGGAAGAAAUUAUACUCUAUGAAGAAUUGGGUCAAUUUUCCAUAUGAAGCUGACGCCAACUGUAAUGACUGUAAUGAUAAUUGUACUCGUCAUGAAGAUUCAAGGGAUGGAAAUUUCAAUUUGCAGUUGAAGGAUGGAGAUUACUCGGGAAAGAAAAAUUCUUCUGCAAAGUCACCUCAUCUUGAUAGAAGAAAUAAUCACUUCAACUAUGGAUUAAGAAAAAAUCUGGAUGCUCAUCACAAGGAUAUCAACUCGAGAGUUACAUCUGCUGGAGGUGGUUGUAAGUCCAACUUGCAGGAAAAUCUCCAACAGGAACCUUCUUACCCAAGUGAAAAUCUAGCGAGUCUUUUGGAUGACAUUGAUAGAUCAGAUGUUGCUUCAGGGAGAGGGAUACCACAAACAGUCCAAUCUCCAAAGGGUAAAAAUGAAGCACAUAAUUCAGGUUCUCAAACAAUACCUGCACCUACCAAUGAAAGUAGGUCAGACACAUACCCUACUGAUGCGACGAAUAAGCCUGACAACCAGAUUGGUAUACGCACUAAUAGUCUGAGAGCCACUCCUAAUUGUCAUGACACUAGUCCAAUGAGGCGGGAUGGUCCUUCUGUUGCAAAUGUUGUCUUGAAAGAAGCUAGAGAUUUAAAGCACACUGCUAAUCGCUUAAAGAGUGAAGGUCUAGAUCAUGAAAGUAUUGGCUUAUACUUUGAGUCAGCUUUGAAAUUUCUAUAUGGCGCCUCUCUUUUGGAGCCCCUCAGUGCUGAAUGCACCAAGCAUGGGGAGAUGAACCCCUUGGCACAAAUGACAUCAAUGUACUCUGAUACAGCAAAGCUAUGCAAGUAUUGCGCUCACGAGUAUGAAAGGUGCAAAGAGAUGGCUGCCGCUGCUUUAGCAUACAAGUGCGUGGAAGUGGCUUAUAUGAAGGUUGCGUACUAUAGAACUCCUGGUGCAAGCAAAGAUCGGCAUGAGUUGAGUACGGCUUUUCAAACAGUUGUUCCAGGCGAAUCACCUUCAUCAUCUUCUUCAGACAUUGAUAGCUUAAACAGUCAGGGAGCAUUGGAUAAAGCUGCUUCAGCCAGGGCUGCUGGUUCACCAAUUGCUGGCAAUCUUGUUAUUGGUGCUCGUAACCGCCCUGCCUUUUCCCGGUUGCUAUCUUAUACACUUGAUCUUAAUUGUGCAUUUGAUGCUACAAGGAGAUCUCAGAAUGCUAUUGCAGUGGCUAGUGCAAACUUGGAGAAAGACGGAGUUGAUGGCAUCUCUUCAGUGAGAAAAGUUCUUGACUUUAACUUCCAUAAUGUAGAGGAACUUCUUCGACUAGUACGACUUGCAAUGGAGUUGAUCAGUUGUUGAAUAUUUGAAGACUGAGGAUCCUUUACAUAUGUCUUCUCCAUAUUAUACCUCUUCAUGUCCGCCAUAAGGGAGGGAAGCUUAUCCUGUUCCUUGUUUACCUCUGUGAUGGCAUUACCAAAAGAGGUUUGGGCAUAACAGGCAGGGGCUUCUUGUGAAAUGUGUACAUAUUGUUCUGUUUGCAAUUUUUGUAUAGUAUUCUUUGCAGCCUCGGGCCUUUUAGAUUGAUAAGGUUCUUAGCUUCUGACCCAUUGGUGUACGGAGUUGUGCAAAAUGGAGUUGGCUCUCUUAGGCUGCAUUGACAGUGAGACGGGGAGUACAUCGUUGAUUGUGGAUUUGUAUCCAUUCUAGGAAUGGAUCUGAGCGGAGGAUGCUAUGUUUCCAUCUUUUGGCUCUUCUAUCUGCUAGAUUUUUUGUUACUUUAUAUUUAUGACUAGAAGUGGUACAUUCAUUUGUACCUCUUUUCUUAAGCUGCUGCUCAUCACUUGUUCAAGAAUGCAUGGAGCUUAACAUGACUGACAUAGAUGAACCUGGUUGGCCUAUUAAGUUCUGUACCAUAAGCAUGGGGUUUUUUCUUGUUGUCCUGGUGAAGGAUGACUGGUAUUGGGAUGGCCGACUCGUACUGGAAUGAUUACUUUAGACUGUAUACAUUCAUCUAAUUCUUUUUAAUCUAAUAAGAAGAAUUGAGUGGUACCCUUACCUGAAAGGAUGCAUGUUAGGUGCAAUGUCAUUACACAUAAACCUUGGAGGCAGGAGUUUUGAUUUUCCCCCCCUGCAGUCCAUGUUGCUGUUAUAACUUGUGUUUUUAUCAGUGAAUACCAGGUCAGGCAGCUAUGGUCGAUGGUAACAAGAGGCUUCUACUAAUAACUGUCGGAUUUCUAUUGAAUUGUUCAUACGAGGACGGUCUAAAAUUUUUUGAUUGGACUGAAAAAUCCCCUCCCAACUUGGGUAUCAUUUGUAAAUAAACAUAAGAAUCAAUUUAUUCAUUUUGAAUAAAAGUUACAAAAUCUCUCGAGGAUUUUGUCGUCGAUGCUUCAGAAGCUUCAAUUUUGAAAAGAUGGGUAUUAACCUUAGCUCCGUAGUGUAUUAUCUUUUGUGUCGGUCCGUUAAUAACAUGUCUUGUAACCCAAUCUCUAAAAUUGUAAAUUCCGGUCACCAGUAAACAAGUUUUGAGGCUUAUUGUUGUAUGAAGUACCAAGAUGGUCA